Molecule: messenger RNA, 2154 nt
Organism: Schizophyllum commune H4-8
Lineage: Eukaryota; Fungi; Basidiomycota; Agaricomycetes; Agaricales; Schizophyllaceae
Product: kinase-like protein
Exons: 6
Coding region: 365-2017 (550 amino acids)
Biological process (GO): protein phosphorylation; spliceosomal complex assembly; regulation of mRNA processing
Molecular function (GO): ATP binding; protein kinase activity
Source: RefSeq, a predicted model, not a curated record
GUUCCCCUGGGGCACAGCACGUCGACGGAGUGGUCAAGGAGCUUGCAAGGAGCCCCGGAGCGACGGCGCCGUCGGCGUCUGUCGGCUCUUUUCGGGGAUAUCAAUAUCGAUGCCUCGUUUACCUAUUCGCCACGCGCAACUUGCUCUUCAACCACAUCCAUCCCCGAUUGUACCAGGCCUCCCCCUUGUCCCUUGAAUACCCUAUUCGCGCUUCACAUCGAUACCCGAGUCUACUUCGAAUAUCUCGCGCAAAUCUCCAGAACAGCGCUCUUUCUUGAACUAGCGCCGCGACUACCCCGCAUCCUGCAUCCCCACAGUACUAGACGCCACACCCUUGGCAGUGCAAUCAUCUCUGAAAGGUUCAAUGUCUGACACCGAGUCGUACUCCUCGUCCGCCUCGAUCGUUUCUGAAGAUGAAGAGGAGCUCUCCGAUUAUUGUCAAGGAGGUUACCACCCGGUAUACAUCGGCGACACGUUCUCCAAUGGACGCUACAUCGUUGUCCGCAAACUCGGCUGGGGCCACUUCUCGACGGUCUGGUUGGCAAAGGACACACAAACAAAUCGCCACGUUGCCCUCAAGAUCGUCAAGUCUGCGAAUCGCUACACCGAGACCGCGCUCGACGAAAUCCGUCUGCUGCAGCGCAUCAUCUCCUCCAAAACUCCGCCUGAACCCGGCCACCCCUCCCCCGCCGACACCCAUCCCGGAAGAUCCCAUGUCAUUGGCUUCCUCGAUCAUUUUCGCCACGAAGGACCCAAUGGCACGCACGUUUGCAUGGUCUUCGAGGUCCUAGGCGAGAACCUUCUCGGUUUGAUCCGUCGCUACGAAAACAAAGGUGUCCCUAUGCACCUCGUCAAGCAGAUCGCGAAGCAGGUACUGCUCGGGCUCGACUACAUGCACAAAUACUGCGGCGUCAUCCAUACUGACAUCAAGCCGGAGAAUGUGCUCGUCGCGAUCGACGACGUCGAGGCGGUCAUUGAAGCAGAGUCAGCCCCACCACCCGAAUCCGCGUCAUCUUCCUCAGACACUCCACGCAGCAAGCUCGUGGGCGUCCCUCCAUCCAAAGGCCGCGGCGGGAACCAGACCCCACGAGUUCAAUCAGCGUACAUCACGGGGUCGCAACCGCUUGCGUCGCCAGGGUCUUCCAGCAGUCUCAACAGCAUGUGGGACCCUGCAACGAUCGACAAACUGGGCUUCGGCAUGACGAGAAUAUCUAAGGAGGAUGAAGAACGGGUAGUCAAGCAGCGGAGCGACGAGAUGAAGGACAUGAUGUCCAGCGUCUCGUUGAACGGCGACUCGUCGACCUCACGAUCAGAACAUGCUCAUGCACAUCCGCAUUCCCCAACACACGCGCCUGGCGAUGCGACGAUGGGCAGCCCAACCCCUUCUGCUACGCUAGCAAUACCGGAGACCAUUACCGUCAAGAUCGCGGACUUGGGGAAUGCGACAUGGGUGGACCAUCACUUCACGGACGAUAUACAAACACGCCAAUAUCGUUGUCCGGAAGUGAUCAUCGGUGCAAAAUGGGGACCAAGCGCCGACGUCUGGAGCGUAGCGUGCUUGAUUUUCGAGCUCAUCACCGGCGGCGACUACUUGUUCGAUCCAUCAUCAGGGAACAAGUACUCCAAGGACGACGAUCACCUCGCGCAAAUUAUGGAGCUCAUGGGCGACAUGCCCAAGUCCCUCGCCCUCGCAGGCCGCUAUUCUAGCGAAUUCUUCAACCGCCGCGGGCAAUUGCGCCACAUCUCGAAGCUGCGCUACUGGCCACUGCCAAGCGUGCUGCACGAGAAGUACCUGUUCCCGCGCGCGGAAGCAGACAAGCUGGCGGACUUCCUGCAGGGCAUGCUCAACCUCUACCCCGAUCGGCGCGCGUCCGCUGGCGAGCUCGCACGGCAUCCGUGGCUGGAUGGCGUGGUGACAAAGGGUGAGCUGGAGGUGGCGGCGCGGGCGAAACAGAUGGAGGAGGGGAAGGAGAAUCGGUGCACGUCCGAUGCUCUCAAGCCUGUAGAGGAGGGCUGACGGUAUAGACGAGGGAUAACGGGAAUGGGGACGUCCAGGCGGUGGUAAGCGUAAAUGUACUGUCCAGAGAUUUGUAUAGUGUAUCAUACUCAUUCAGCUUAUUGCGAGGCUCUGUCUCGUCUUUUGCUUAUCAUAAA